Messenger RNA from Acanthoscelides obtectus, 2352 nucleotides. The record is from the annotation of a GenBank genome assembly. Lineage: Eukaryota; Metazoa; Arthropoda; Insecta; Coleoptera; Chrysomelidae.
AAAUAUAUGCGCUGUUAGAAACGACGCUACUAAAAUGGUAAAACGAGGAGCCCUAAAAUGUGUAAUUUUUGUUACAGAUACUAGCGAUUAAAAUGUGGAUCCUGCUUUGGAUAUCCCAAGUUAGUCUUUGGACGCUCUCUUCAGCCACGGUGCACCUUGAUGUCGUGAACCAGUGGAAUUACCUGAGCUUCGAUCUUCCAUAUCAUUUUACAUACGCAUCAGAAAUAAGGUUAGACAACACAGUCUUCACCGGUCUGGAGAUAUCAGACGACCGCAUCUUCAUAGCCACCCCCAGACUCCGUGCAGGCGUUCCAGCCACCUUGUCUACCAUUCCCAGACAUGUGCCUCCUGGUUCAGGACCCACCUUGUCAGCUUAUCCCAGCUGGCAGUUGCAUGGGCCAAUGCGGGGCAACGUCAACUGCUCGCAGUUGAUAUCGGUAUAUAGGAUGAAGAUGGAUUCCUGCCAUAGGCUAUGGGCUCUGGACUCAGGAGUGAUGGACUCGUUGGAUGAAUUCACAAGGAUCUGUCAACCAAAGUUGGUGGUCAUUGAUACACUCACCGAUCAAAUUGUUCGCACAGUGAUAUUUCCGAAUGGAGUGCUGAGGCCAUCUUCACUUCUCACUAAUUUGGUCGUAGAUGAGUCCGUCCAAGGCACGUGCGAUUCAUCUUUCAUCUAUAUGACCGAUACCGCUGCUCCAGGUUUGGUUGUGUACGAUGGACUCAAAGAUCAAGCUUGGAGGUUGAGCCACCCCACAAUGUUUCCCGAUCCUGAUCAUUCAGAUUACAAUAUUAACGGCGAAACUUUCACUUUGAUGGAUGGUGUUGUGGGAAUAACGCAUUCACCUAGGCUAGCCACUGUCUACUACCAGCCACUAGCUACAGAUAGGAUAUACAGCAUUCCUACAUCCAGCCUCACCAAGGGGCCACCAGCAGAGUUCGAGAGCUUGCCAAUUUCACUAGUAGGAAGAAAAUCAUCUCAGGGAAUCGCCCUUACCUGUUCUCCGUUCGACAACACUCUAUAUUUCAGCCCGUUGCAAGAAACGUCAGUUGCUUCGUGGAAUCCGUUGAGUAAUCAGCAACAUUUGUUGGCGUACGACUCAGAAAGACUCCAAUUCCUGACAGAUAUGCGAUGGCAACCCGAUGGAAGCGUAUGGUGCCUAAGCACCAGGUUCCAGAGGUUCUUUUUGAGGACAGCGUCAUCCAACGAAAUCAACCUCAGGAUCAUCAGAGUACCUACGCAUUUUCAUACCUUGGACGAUAUUAACAAUGAUCUAAUUUACAAGUGAAUCUAUAACUGAUUGUACAGAAAUUAGUGAUAGAACAUUUGGAUAUAACUGGCCAGUUGGUUAAUGCUAGAGAAUUUUCGUCUUGUUCGAAAGAUUUUGGCCAUUAAUUUCUUCUUCUCUAGUUGGUAUUCAUUCUAUUUUUACAGUAAAUAGUAUAAUAGUAAGUGACCGUUUUUCGUUUUUGCAAAAUGCAAAGAGAUUCGGGUAAAAGCGAAAAGAUGAAAAAACAAGACAAAAUCUCCUAAAAAGAAACAACAUUUAAAGAAAUGUAUUUGAAGAAAUAUAAGUUGAUAUAGUUAAAGAUAGUAUGACGCAGAGGCUUUUAUCAAGAUAUUAAAACGUGUAUUUUAGGCCUUGUGAUGCAUCGUAGCUUAUAUUUAACAAACAAAUUGUGCUAGGUCCCAGACAUUUACUGUACAUUUUAUCUCAUAUGUUUAGUUUAAAAUUAUGGUUAAAUUGCAUGUUUAGAAGCUCAUCAAAUUGUAUCUCUAUUCAAUAGUUGUUUUCCAUAAUGAUUAAAUGCAACAAUCACUCACACAUAUUUGGAUAUCCCUUGAUCUUUUAUUCGCCACAACUUCUACAAAUUUUGUGAUAGAAAAGUACCCAUAUCUGCUUAGGGAAAACAUUCAAAUAAAGGAUAAAAAAUAUAUUCGCAUUAUGAUGUGUUAUGCUAAAUUAUGCUGAUAUUCCUUAUCAAUUCGUUGCAACUACUGCUAAAAAUGUCUAUCCUAAAAUAUGACAUGCUUGCAUUUUUUGUCGUUUAACGAAUUUUUUAAGAUAAGAAAAAAUGCACGUCAUUGACGACAGAACUGUCUGAUCAGAGAGAUAUACUAUAAUAUAUCAUCAAGGCGUAUCAUUUGUGAAGUUUAUCGUAAGUUACCAUUAAGAGAAAUUAAGUGAAAUAUGUAUGCCAUGUAUUUUGGGCCAGGGUUCGUUACUUCGAUCUGAAAGUGUAUAUACUCAUGCGCAAAGGUUGUAUAAUUGUAAAUUGUAAAGUAAUACAUAGUAUUUUAUUUUUGUACCUUAUUUAGAAUUACAUGUAAUAAUAAAUAGCAGUUACUUACAA